AUGGCAGCAGAGGUAGACUCGGCUCUGCCCGCAGAAGACGCAAUCCAUACCGAGAAGGCCCUUGGUACACUUCCUCAUGAGGAGAACGCCCGGUUAGACAAGAUCCUCAACCGGAAGUUUGACCUUCACAUUCUCCCUUGGUUAUUUGGUAUCUGGCUCUUCUCCUUCAUCGACCGCUCCAACAUAGGCAACGCUCGCCUCGCCGGCCUCCCCGAAGAUCUCGGCAUCGCCGGCGUCGGCACCCAGUUCAACCUCGCCCUCCUGGUCUUUUACAUCCCCUACAUUCUCGUCGACGUCCCCUCCAACCUCCUCCUCAAAAAGUUCCGCGCGGGCGUCUAUCUCCCUUCCCUCAUCACAGCCUGGGGCGUGGUGUGCUUGUCCAUAGGGUUUGUCAAGUCCUAUGCCGGGCUGAUCGUCUGCCGGCUGUUGCUGGGGUUGUUUGAGGGUGGGAUUUUGGGAGGGGUGAUCAUUUACCUGGCCAUGUUUUACAAGAGGCAUGAGAUGCUGUAUCGGAGUGGGCUGUUUUACUGUGCGGCGCCGUUGAGUGGUGCUUUUGGGGGGUUGCUGGCGGGGGCGUUGGGGAAUAUUGAGGUGGGGGGGUAUAAGAGGUGGCCGUGGAUCUUCUUUGUCGAGGGGGCGGCGACGGUGGUGUUUGGGAUCGUUUGCUUCUUCUUCAUGCCUGAUACGCCGGCCGCGUCACGGUUUUUGACAGAAGAAGAACGGGACUGGGCACUGAAGAGGAUGAAGAUCGAUGCGAGCGGCUCCACGGUUCUGGAGACAGUCGACGAGGAGAAGUUUGACUGGUUUUGGGUGUGGAUGGCCAUCAAGUCACCGCAGAUGUGGUUCUGUGCUGGUGUUUGGUUCUUUUUGCUGGUGCCUCUCUACAGUUUCUCGUUGUUCUUGCCGUCAAUCGUCGCCGGCAUGGGCUACACGUCAACCACAGCGCAGCUCUUUACCGUGCCACCCAACAUGGCCGGCUUCGUCGUGGUCAUUCUCACUGCUCACUUCUCUGACAAGGUCAAAAAUCGAGGCGGCUUCAUUGCUGCCGGCACUGUGGUUGGGAUAGCAGGAUAUGUGAUGCUCCUUGUAUCUGAACAGAAUGUAGUCAAGUAUGCCGGCACAUUUCUGAUUGCUAUGGGAGUGUUUCAAGCUUCACCUAUGCUGAUGGGGUGGGUUGCCAACAACCUGGCUCCUCACUACGUCAGGGCAGUGGGAGUGGGCAUUGUGAUAUCCAUCGCCAAUUGCUCGGCAUUCAUUGGAACGUUUAUCUACUUGCAACGAGAUGCGCCAAAAUACGCCCUGGGCCAUUCCAUCAGUCUUGGUGCCUUGGUCAUCACACUCUUCCUGACGGGCCUUCAGGUGGUAUAUCUCGGGUGGGAGAACAGAAAGCGUGAUAGCGGAGAAAGAGACAUUCGAUUGGUGGAAGGCAGUGUGCAUCGGCUCGGGCAUCGUCAUCCUGCUUUUCGCUACACACUGUAAAAAGGAAUCAACUGUAGAGAGCUCCAGGCACUAUACUUACCUAAACAGCACCAAGUGUUGACUAUGCAUGAA
Molecule: messenger RNA, 1551 nt
Organism: Podospora pseudocomata
Lineage: Eukaryota; Fungi; Ascomycota; Sordariomycetes; Sordariales; Podosporaceae
Exons: 6
Coding region: 1-1479 (492 amino acids)
Biological process (GO): transmembrane transport
Cellular component (GO): membrane
Molecular function (GO): transmembrane transporter activity
Source: RefSeq, a predicted model, not a curated record